AUGUUUAAAAGAACGAAGGUGACGGAUGGGACGGCUACUGGCCAAGUGGGGAUCAAGAAAAGAUCUAAGGUCCCCGGGGUGAUGAUUACUCAGUUUAUUGAAACACUGCCAGAGGGAAAGAGCCAUCCAGAUUUCACUCGCAAGCCAAUUGCUUUGACCAUCCAAGAGGGCAAAUUUGCUUUUUUUAAAGCCAUUGUCACAGGAGACCCAAAGCCGGAUGUAAAAUGGAGCAGAAAUAACGGAGAUGUGUCUGAUACAACAAGAUACAAGUCCAAAUACGAUCCCAACUCCAAUGAGCAUACAUUUGAGAUGGCAAAUGUUAAGCCAGACCAAGCAGAUACCUAUAAGUGUUUUGCCACAAAUGAAUUUGGACAAGCCAUGGUAACUGUUGUUCUAAAUGUUAUUGCAGUUGGUUACAAAAAAAAUGCACAACAACAACAGGAAGCAGAAGUCACUGAUUUUAAGACAGUACUAAAAAGGAAAAGGUUGGUUUUACGUCCCAAAACUGAAGAGAAAGAGAAAAAAGAUGGAGAGAUUGAUCCUAGAUUUUGGGAGAUCUUACUUAGCGCUGACAAGAAAGACUAUGAGCGUAUCUGUGCAGAAUUUGGAGUGACUAACUUCCGCUGGAUGCUCAAGACACUAAAUGCAAUGAAGAUAGAAAGAGAGCAAGAACAAGCUGCGUUCGUCAAAAACCUGUCAAACCUGAAACAUAUCCAGGUCAAUGCAGAUGGUACUGCAUCCUUUGAGCUUGACAUGGAUCUUCUUGACCCCAGCAGCUCAAUCUUUCUGUACAAGGACGGUGAAAUGAUUCCGUACACAAAGCAGUUGGGAGACGAGAUGAAGCACUGCCUUAAACAAGUAGGGAGAAAGUAUAUUUUCACCAUGAGGGAUCUUUUGCCAGAAGAUGCUGGACUGUACCAGGUGGAUGUAGGGGAUGUGAAUAUGUUUUCCACUGACUUUAAAAUUCCCCCUGUGGAGUUCUUGGUGAAAAUUCAAGAAGUAAAGGCAAUAGAGAGAGAAGAUGCUGUUUUUGAGUGUGUCCUAUCAAACCCCUUCUCCAAGAUUUUGUGGUUUGGCAAGAAUCUGCCACUGGAACAAGGGGAUAAAUUUGACAUUGAAGUGUCAGAGGACAAGCUCAUUCACAGGCUGGUGGUCAAAGACUGCUUGAUAGUAGACAAAGGAAUUUAUUCUGCCUGUGCAGGAAUAAAAUCAUGCAAUGCAUGGCUUGUUGUUGAAGCUGAUAAAAGUGUACCAAAGGGAAAGAAAUCUGCAAGGAAAACAACAAGGGCAGGUGGAUCUGGGGUGGAUCUUUCGAAGAUUGCCCAAGAGCAACAAGUUAAACUGGAGAAGGACAGAGAGGAAAGGAAAGAACAAAUUCAAGCUGCGAAAGAAGCUCAAGCAGCUGCAGCAGAGGCAGCAGCUGCAACCGAUUCAGGAGACAAAACAGGAGCUUCAACUGAUGGUCAAUCCAAAGCACCAACAGCUGACUCAGGUAACAAUGCCAACCACAAAGCUUAUUAAACUCCUGGAAUUACCUGUGGACUCUCAGAUAUUAAUGCUCUUCGUGGAAAGCCGGCUGAAUUAACUGUGACGAUGAACACAGACUGCGAAGGCGCUUGGUUCAAAGAUGGAGAGCCGUUAAAGUCCGGUGGAGGGAUCACCAUAAGUAAAGAUGGAAACACUCACAAGCUGGUUAUUCACAGCUGCAAAGAUGACGACUCUGGAGUUCAUCGUUUUGAAUCUGGGAAUCUUAGUACGGAAGCAAAAGUCACAGUUGGAGACGUACCUGACUUUGACCCAGAUGACCUUCACAAGUUCUCCAAACCUGUGAUUGUAAGAGUGGGCCAGAACGCUGCUUUCAAGAUGCCCUUUACGCCUCAGGAGUCUUUGACGGUCAGCUGGUUUAAGAGUGGCAUUGAAUUGAAAGAUGGAGGAGGAAUUAAGAUUGUGAGGGAGCCUAAUCACAGUCGGCUGCUUCUCAGAGACUGCCUGCGGUCAGACAUGGGAGAAGUAAAAAUCCAACUUAAAAACCCAUUUGGGUCUGUGGAAGCCACAUCUCAGCUUAUUGUGCUUGAUCGUCCAAGUCCACCAGAGGGUCCGGUGGAGACCACUGAAACCACCUCAAGUGUAAUUGAGAUUAAAUGGAACCCUCCUAAAGAUGACGGUGGCUCUCCUGUAACCAACUACAUAAUAGAACGGCUGCAGUCAGGGCACAGUCUGUGGACGAAACUUGGGGAUGUCUCAGCCGACAAGACCACCUUUAGAGACAGGAAUGUGACUCAUGGAAAGAAAUACCACUACCGCAUCUUUGCAGAAAACCCAGAGGGCCUCAGCGACGCCCUGGAGACAACUGAUAGCAUUAUGGCUGGCAUAAUGAUACUUUCUGGUCCACCUGGUGCCCCCAAAGUGGUGAGUACCUCUAAGACCUGUAUCAACUUGACUUGGACCCCUCCGGUGGAUGACAAAGGAGUACCAAUCAUUGGUUACCAAGUGGAGAAACGAAAGAAGGACACAACUGAGUGGAUUGCCCUAAAUGCAGUUAAUGAACCUAUUGAAGAUGUGAACUACGGAGUUAAAGAUGUCACUGAGGGAACAGAGUAUGAGUUCAGGGUUUCAGCAAUCAAUGAAUCAGGAGCAGGAGAUCCAAGCCCUCCCUCCGCAAUGGCAUGUGCAAAGAAUCCCAACAUGAGACCUUGCUUUAAAGACCCAGAGGACUUCAUUGUUGUCAGGGCAGGAAAUUCUGUACGUGUCAAGGUUGCUUAUGAGGCUGAACCUCCACCUCACAUCACUUGGCUGAGGGAUGAUGAGCCAAUAUCCCCAUGGAUUGAUGUCAUCAAUACAGAGGGAAUGUCUCAGCUUGUUAUUCCUUCAUCAAAGCGCUCAGAUUCAGCCAUCUACACUAUUAAAGCCAAAAACUCUGUGGGCGAGGCUUGCUUUGACAUUGAAGUUAGAGUCACAGAUGAACCCAAGUGCCCAGGGCCAGUGACGCUGGAGCAAACAGUCCAUGGCAAAGUGGUAGUAUCGUGGCUUCCUUCUCCAGACGAAGAGCUUGAUGACCGACUGUGCUACAUGGUGGCUCAAUGCGACUCUAAUACCAGAAUUUGGAAGACUGCAGUGGACCGCCUCUUCGAUCACACUUACACAGCCAUCAACAUUUACCCCGGGAUAGAGUACCAUUUCCGGGUCUUUGCCAGGAAUGAUAUGGGUCUCUCAGAUCCUUCUCAGUCACCUACAUGGGGUAUCAACAGCAACAGAGUUCCAAUACCAACAAGUGGAGUUAAUUCAAUGGGAAUGAACUUUGAGAGGCCGCCAUCCAUCUUGGUCCCUCUAAAGGUCCACACACCACCUAAAGGUUACCAGGUCUUCAUGACAUGUGCUGUCCGAGGAUGCCCCACGCCCAGUGUGACCUGGUACCUCAACAACGUCUCCAUCAACUCAGACAAAAACUAUUACUUCACCAACUCAUAUGGCGUGUGCUCCAUGUAUAUUCUCAGAGUCCGACCAAUGGACAGCGGUGACUAUAGGGUCAUUGCAGUCAACGCUUUGGGCAAGGCAGAGUGUUCCACUAAACUUAUCGUGAAAGAUUGAACUGGCGCAAAGGCUUUGUGAUACAUUUCCUCUUACUGAAAUAUUUUGGAAAACACAGUAAAAAUGAAUGUCAAAUGUUUUGGUGUACUGCAUAGAUUGUAUUUAAAGUGUGAUACUAUUCUCUAAACUGCUAGCAGAACUGUCUGAAAUAUUCUAAAUACUAAUUUAUUUAAUUUAUUUGAAAUGUUACUGAUUUGCAAUUGGUAACCUGCCAUUAGAAUUUAUUCACUGCAGGGUUGAAAUGAUAAACAAAAAUUUAAAGACUUAUGUUGGGUUUUCUUUUUUUUCAGAAAAGCAAUAGA
Molecule: messenger RNA, 3890 nt
Organism: Scomber japonicus (chub mackerel)
Lineage: Eukaryota; Metazoa; Chordata; Actinopteri; Scombriformes; Scombridae
Gene: igfn1.4
Product: immunoglobulin like and fibronectin type III domain containing 1, tandem duplicate 4
Exons: 21
Molecular function (GO): protein binding
Source: RefSeq, a predicted model, not a curated record